Molecule: messenger RNA, 420 nt
Organism: Cladophialophora yegresii CBS 114405
Lineage: Eukaryota; Fungi; Ascomycota; Eurotiomycetes; Chaetothyriales; Herpotrichiellaceae
Exons: 1
Coding region: 7-420 (137 amino acids)
Source: RefSeq, a predicted model, not a curated record
CAUAGCAUGCUUCAGGACACAAUACUUGCGCUCGAGCACUCGACAUGGCGAGCUUUGAUGCAUUCUGGUGGUGAUCUGCUGCCCUUCCUCAGCCGCGACUGUAUCAUGCUUUUCCCGCUGGGCCUGAAAAUUUCCGCCAAAACGGAGCCGAAUCUCGAAGAUGUGAUGAAGAGCGAUGCUUUUGUGCCGUGGAGGAGGUACAGAAUCAGCGAUGUCGAAGUCACGAUGUUGGGGUCAGAAGCAGCUUUGAUCAGUUAUCGAGUCAAGGCGACCAGGCAGCAUGUCACAGAAGACGACGAUACGAGGCAGGACGAGUUCAAAGCAUUGAUAUCGAGUACCUGGAGGAAGGAUCCAGAGGCAGGGAGGUUCCUGAUGUGUUUCCACCAGCAAACCCCUUACGAGGAGGAUUUGGAUCUUUGA